AUGGACAACGUGAACGUGAACGUGAACGUGAACGUGGACGUGGACGUGAACGUGGACGUGGACGUGGACGUGAACGUGGACGUGAACGUGGACGUGGACGUGGACGUGGACGUGGACGUGAACGUGGACGUGGACGUGCACGUGAACGUGGACGUGGACGUGGACGUGGACGUGGACGUGGACGCGAACAUUGAUACGUGGACGUGGACGUGA
Molecule: messenger RNA, 213 nt
Organism: Closterium sp. NIES-65
Lineage: Eukaryota; Viridiplantae; Streptophyta; Zygnematophyceae; Desmidiales; Closteriaceae
Source: the annotation of a GenBank genome assembly